This is a messenger RNA of Rhea pennata, 3246 nucleotides long. It is a transcript of the gene GDF1, whose product is annotated as growth differentiation factor 1. The record is from RefSeq and is a predicted model, not a curated record. Bases 2131 to 3246 code for a protein of 371 amino acids. Gene Ontology annotation, molecular function: cytokine activity; growth factor activity. The transcript has 2 exons. Lineage: Eukaryota; Metazoa; Chordata; Aves; Rheiformes; Rheidae. Gene Ontology annotation, cellular component: extracellular region.
AGUAACAGGUCCCUUGUGGGGCUUGCCUGUGACCAGGCUUCGCCUGAUGCUGAUGUGCUUUGUGUAACCAGUCGGUGCUGGUUCAGCUGGGAGGUUGGUGGCUUUGCUAACAUGGUCCAGGUAGGAUUUGGAGCUGGCUUUAGGUCCCCUGGCGUUUCCUCUACCACCUCAUCCCUCAGCUAUUCUCCGUCCCUUUGUGAUAUUCCCCCGUCUUUGUUGGGUUUCCCCUUGGACCCUAUCUGAGCUUUUGAGCCUUUGAGUCCUUUGAACCCUCUUCAAAGUGGAGAGGGAAAUGUCCUCUCCUCCACUGGCAACACUAUCCCGGGUAAGGGGAACCCAAAGCCAGCUCUGGUCUCACUGCUAAGCUGGGACUAAAGAAGAUGUGAUGCAGUUCAGCUCUGGGCCUCGCAGCUCAGGAGGGGUCGCAAACGCAGAGCUGCCCACAUACCUCUGGAGGCCACAGUGCACAACGCAAUUCCCGUGUGCAGGUCCCUGCCUGGAAACCCAGCCCUGGAGCAUUAUUCCAGCCUCUCACCCUCCAGGAUGAGGGCUGGGACAUGAAUUUGCUUAAAAUGCGUAUAUAACUCUUACAGUUGCUUGAAAAGCCAGUCCUGGGGACAAAUUCUGGAGGGCCCCUGAUGAGGGGACUCCAGACUCUCACUCAGCAGUUUCUGCUUGCUAAAGUAAAGAACAAAGAGUCUCUGCUGUGCUGGUUGGUUUUCCAGGCAGCGCCAGCCCCGAGCCUUGCCAGGUGCCCGAGGCUGGGCUGGGCGACGUGCUGCUUAGCUGGGAAGCCCUGUGGAUUUUACAGCUCCUCGGACUAAGCUCGCCCCAUUGCUUUCCGUGUCGCAGGGCCGGUACCCAGAGCUCCUGCGUGCUCCCUGGGAAGCAGCGGUCCCUCACGAGCGGAGACAAUAGGGAUUCAGGGCAUUAAUUCCAAGCAUCAGAGGGUGGUUAAUUGUUUUUCUGUUUGGUCUCUUAUGUUGUUCUGACUCCAGGCCUAUUAUGUGAGCCACAGGGAAAGUUUCUCGGUAAACAAAAAUCAAAGUGUCACUUUGGUGGAAACCGUCCCAACCUGUGACAGGAUCUGUCACCUUCUUACUCGUAACCCCGUAGCAGGGUGUCAGAGGGGCACCCGUGGUGUUCGGCUGGCUCGGUGCUUUAGUUUCUUGACUCUCAAGAUGGAUUUGCAGGCGUGAGGACAGUGGAGAAGCCAAUGUCUCCGGGGGUCUUUCUGCUCGAUCGGAAUAGAGCAUGGGCAGGGGUGGUGCCAGGUUGGGCUAGCGGUGGUAUCUAGUCAGCACGGGCGUGAGUAAACUGAAUUUCCCCUUAUCAGCUUGCCCAGACCGGGUAACUCAUUGGUCGGCGAUGCGUGCGUGUGUGUGCGUAACGGCAGACGUGCUGCCUUUGCAGGUCCAGUGAUGGCCAGAAAGGGACUGUGCAAACCGGGGCUUGUUCGGACUCCUCUGCCGGAGCGGCGGGGCCAGGGGAGCCUGCGCCGGAGUUUGGGUGCUGAUCGCUGCCUGCGCCCCGGGGGCUGGCCCCAGGGCUGCGCGUCCUGUGGGCAGGACGGCGUGUGGGAGCGAGCCCAAGAGGCAGAGUCUGCAGGUUUGAAGUGCUGGAAGUUGACAGCGUUUAGGGAGACGUGUCAGACGCUGGGAUGCAGACAGCAGAUUGGAAAGAGCUGAUCUGGGGGGAGGCAGCGAGACCCUGAUCAGAGCUACUCUCUGUGGAUCUAUCUCAGUGGGACGUCGACGAGGUCCACCCCUCUCCUAGGGCACUGGGACCAGUGCUCAACUUGCUGGCGGCUUUGCGUAAGGAAGAACAGCCUUUUCCCCAUCCACAGGGACUUCGUUGGACCUUGAUGGUGUGGAGAUGAGGGGGAGGAAGGGGACCUGCCCUCCAACACGCACACAGCAGCCUCAAAGGGUUAACGGGCCCCAGGAGGCUGGAGGGGCUGUUCACACCCGCUGCCCAAUCCUGGGAAUCCCUCUGUGCUAAUUGAGCACUAACCAGAUCAAAGGCUCCAAUCAGGCAAUCAACACCCUGGCCUGUCCUCAGUCCCCUCCAGAGCUGGUCCCCAGCACGGCACAGCUCUGCUCUUUGUCUGCCGGGAAGGACAGCUGAGCAAUGUGGCCUCUCUCCGUACAUGCGAGCUUUAGAGCUGGCCUCGCCUGGGCUCUCCUUAGUGCGAUUCUGGGGAUGGAUUUGAGUUUGCAGGAAAGUUUACUGUUAAAAUCCCUUGGUCUGAGCGCCAAACCCAGCCCGAAAACCGCUGUUCCUGUGCCGUCUGUGCUCUGGCGGAUCUUCCAGAACAGAAAGACUCCUACAAACAAAGGCCUGGAGGAUGCUUGUAAGGUGGAGGAGUUUAAUGUCCCUGGAAACAUCAUCCGUGUCUUCGCUGACCAAGGCCACUUCAUUCAUAGCAGGCAGCCCCAGACGUUGCUGUGCCUGCAGAAGCGUCUGUACUUUAACCUCUCCGUGCUGGAGGAGGGCGAGCGCUUGACGAUGGCUCAGCUAGAGAUCAAAUUCAGCCACAACUCCUACCACACCUCCAGCCGGGGCCAGGUCUUCGGGCUGCGGCUGUACCAAACCGCCCAGCUGUCCCUGCGGGGGAUGCCCUCCCGCGAGCACAGCCGAAAGCUGCUGGUGGAGCAGUCCUUCGCCCAGCUGCACAAGUCUCUCCUCUUCAACCUGAGCGGGGUGGCAAAGGACUGGCAAACUUACAGCAAGAAUCUGGGCUUGGUCUUGGAGAUCUCAGUAGGCGGCGGGGAUGGUGCAUCAGCCCUGGUGAGCUGGGGGCUGCAGAGCCUCUGUGCCAGCAUCGACUCCUUCCUGGAUACCUCUCUCCUGGUGGUGACGCUCAGCCGGCAGCAGUGCAAGGCCUCCAGGAGGAGGAGAAGUACUUACGAUGCCCCCAUCACGCCAAGCAACCUCUGCAAGCCCAGGCGGCUCUACAUCAGCUUCAGCGACGUCGGCUGGGAGAACUGGAUCAUCGCCCCCCAGGGCUACAUGGCUAAUUACUGCCUGGGCGAGUGUCCCUUCCCGCUGACAGCCGAGCUGAACAGCACCAACCACGCCAUCCUCCAGACCAUGGUGCACUCGCUGGACCCCGAGGGCACCCCGCAGCCCUGCUGCGUCCCCGUCCGCCUGUCCCCCAUCUCCAUCCUGUACUACGACAACAACGACAACGUGGUGCUGCGGCACUACGAGGACAUGGUGGUGGAUGAGUGUGGCUGCCGAUAG